Anopheles gambiae (African malaria mosquito) is the source of this 1300-nucleotide messenger RNA. RefSeq lists its product as uncharacterized. Lineage: Eukaryota; Metazoa; Arthropoda; Insecta; Diptera; Culicidae. The record is from RefSeq and is a predicted model, not a curated record. The transcript has a single exon. Gene Ontology annotation, biological process: regulation of DNA-templated transcription. Gene Ontology annotation, molecular function: DNA-binding transcription factor activity. The coding region runs from base 105 to 809 and encodes 234 amino acids.
CGCAACUAGCUGUUUCUCGCAGUAACAUUGUGUUUCGAGUUGUAUCGUUUAACAUUUUGAUAGAAGAGCACAGUCAGCCUAAAGCCAUCGUAUUAAGUAGCACUAUGGCCUUUAACGCCUGUAACAAAUAUCAGUCCCUGGAAAGAGUUCCGAACAUCGACGAUACGGUAUCGAAGCUGUACACGGGAUUGUCCGCACUACAGCAACAGUCCAAGAACUUCCAGAAGAGAGACAUUGAACAACUUCUGAAGGAAGCUCUAGGCUGCGCCGAUAGCACCCUAAAGUAUACACCCUCGUCGGAUACUUCCAGUUUCCUGCACAGCGAUGACAGCAACGACAGCAGCCGGCUUCUAAUAGUCUCGGAGAGCGACCACAGUGACACCCAAUCGAACCACAGCGAACAGUCGGAAUCGACUCUCAACAACAGCCGAGGAGAUACCAUCAUGAAGAAGCUUCACCCUUCCCGUCCACUCAGCCGAUGGCAUUCACUGGUUGCGGCGAACAACGAGGAAAUUCCGAUCGUGUACCACAAGAGCAUGGCUCGACAAUUCCCGAUUAUGGAUCGCACCCCAGAGCAGAUGGAAAAGCGUCGCCGAAAUACGGAAGCAGCUCGUGUCAGCAGGGCAAAGACGAAGAUGGCUGAAAUUAUGAUGGAGAAGGAAGCAUCAGAGCUGAAUACAGCCAAUACAUCCAUCAAGCAGAUGAUCGCUUCACAACUGGCCUACGCAAAUGAGCUUUGCAAGCUGCUGGACAUGCCAGCGGUAGAAUUGAAUACUUUCAAAAGAGUUGGACAAGAUAUCGCCAAGUAGAUAUCACGCGAGUAUUUAGUUUUUUCUUACUUUCAAUAAAAAUGUUAAUCUAAAAUCGUUAAUAGAAGUUCGUUCAAUGCUUCCACAUAAGAAAUCUUCCUUCGUUGAUACCUGUUUAUUGUCAUCAAGUUUACUGUUUACGCCACCAGAAGUAGAAAUUCGUCACUUAUUCAAAUACAUCCCCUAAGCAUUAGUGAAAGAAGAGUUUUAGAAUCCCUUUUUGUCACCAAUAUCUGAUUCGGCUACUAGUGUCAGACUGUCCUGUAGCAGUAACAACUUUCCUGUAGUAGCGUUAAUAGUGUAGGUCAGAUGAGUCAAACUCAUUUGUUCAGCCAUUUGGUAACCCCACUAGCCAUUCGCGGGCCGCAAUAUUUAACAGAAAUAUCAAUGUUGAAGGUAUCUUCAAAUAUGAAUUGGAUUAAUCAUUACUUCACAGUGUCGCGGGUCGCAUACAUAAUCUUCGGGGGCAGCAUACGACCCGCGGGCUGCCA